This is a messenger RNA of Molossus molossus (Pallas's mastiff bat), 2334 nucleotides long. It is a transcript of the gene CCDC71, whose product is annotated as coiled-coil domain containing 71. The record is from RefSeq and is a predicted model, not a curated record. Lineage: Eukaryota; Metazoa; Chordata; Mammalia; Chiroptera; Molossidae. The coding region runs from base 109 to 1587 and encodes 492 amino acids. The transcript is spliced from 2 exons.
UGUUGGAGCAGCGGAGGCGGCGCAGAGGUGCGUCCUGGGUCCCCGCGGCGGCGCCGGUGCCGAGUGCUGACUUGCAGAUAUCCAGACAGAUCUGCAGUGCCUAAUGCCAUGAGCGUGGUGGUGCAGCAUGUGGAGGAGAAAGCUGUACAUUCUUGGUCGCGCAUCUCCUCGGCAGGGAAGAAGGCCCUGGAGGAGGCGCUGCUUGUCUUUAACCCCAUGAGCCAGGAUCUCAGUGCCACAGAGGCCCAGCUUGUGGCCUUCCUGCAGGGCCUACGGGAUGAUGGCUUCCAGCCUACCAUCCUGCGCAGUGGUGAUGUCUACGGCUAUAGCUCAUGCACAGCCAAACCCCCAAGCCAGACAAAGCUUCAAGCUCGUGCCCCAACCCCAGCCACCACAUCACCUCCAGCCAGUGCUCACCGAACUGCUAUGCGGCUGCCUGCAGGCCGCGCCACACUGCUUCCCAUGCCAUUGUCUGGCAGGCUGGCCAAAGCAUCCACACCAGCCCUUGCCAAGCAUGCUACCACCAACCUGCUGCUGAGCUCCCUGAAGCAAUCAAGUGCCAGCCAUGCCCGGGGUACAGCAGUGGGCUUCCCCGCCCACCUCUAUCCAGGUGUCUACCCUGCCAUGCGGCUCUCCGUUGUCCUUGAGGCCCUGGUUCCACUCAAGACUCCCGUGCCCUGCUUGGGUGCCAAGCACAAGACACAGUCACUGCAGCUCUCACUUGCGGACUCUCCCGUGAAGCUGCGGAAAGGUCCAGCAAAGGGACUGGGGAACCCUCAGCCCAAAGUUCCCAGAAAAGCCACAAGCAAGGGCCCUAAGUGUGUGAUUCGCAGAGGUCCCAGGGCCGGACCCCAACAAACUGGGCCUCAGAGCAAGAUCUGCAAAGCCACUGGAUUCCUCAGUGGCCCACAAAUGAAAGGUGUCUCUGCCCUGAGCACCAAAAUAGCCCAGGCCAAGGCAGCUCAAACACUAGCCAAAGCUGCCUGUGCCCACUCCAAGGUGGCUCAAACACAGGCCAAAGCUGCCAAGGCCCGGGCAAAAACUAAGGCAGCACAGAUCAAGGCCAAGGCAGCACGUGCCAGGGCCAAGGCCAAGGCAGCACGGAUCAAGGCCAAAGCCAAGGCAGCACGGGCCAGGGCCAAGGCCAAGGCUGCGCGGGCCAGGGCCAAGGCCAAGGCAGUGCGGGCCAGAGCCAAGGCAGUAGAGGCCAGGGCCAAGGCCAAAGCCAAGGCAAUACAGGCCAAGGCGGCUCGGACCCAGCCCAAGGGCAGGGGCAGGCUGAAAGGGUCUGUUCAGGCCAGAACUGCAAGGAAAGGCCAGAAAAGCCACCCUGAUUCUGUGGGGCAGAAGAGGAAAAGUGUUGAGGAGGCACAAGAUCUUCUUCCCCAGAAGAGAACACGGCUUGGGCCCCGAUCCCCUAAAGCAUGUCUAGGUUCUGGAACAGCAAAACUACUGAAAUUUCGGGCCAUCAAAGUGGACAAGCGGUCCUCGGACGAUGAGGUGCGGCAGCAGGCUCAGCGUAUCCUCCGUGUGAACCUGUCCCCUGUAAUACAGCUCCAGCCAUUACUGCCAUACUCAGUACCCUGAUUUCUUCACCUAGCAAUGUUCGGGGGGAACUGAGCCCAGCUGUCUGUGCUGUCAGUGGCACAGUGUACAAUGCCCGUGGACUCCAAACCCUUGAGGACUCCAGGUGCCUCCAGGGCCCUGGCCGCCACCAGCCUUUCAGACUGGAGGAUGUGGGGUUGGUGUGGGUGGGCAGGAGGGUUGUUCUCAUGGCGCAAUGCACUGUGACUUCUUACUCUUCAAGUUGUAUGUCCUCUGUCCCAUCAUGUUUUAUACCUUUCCACCUUCCAGUCUCCCUGCCUACGGUCCAUGGUCUUUGUGUGUGUAUGUGGCUGCAGUACGCCAGCUUGAGUAUAUAGGAAAAAAAGCCCCAGAAACAGCUGCUAGAGAGGAUCCUGGUAGCCAAGGGCAGGUCAUCAAUGUGAGAUGGGAUAGUGUGGGAAGGGGUAGAUUCCAGGCCCCUCUGGAUAUCCUGCCCUCUGGAUAUGUAAGAGGCAGAUCCUGAGGGUGGGGUCAGAGCCACUCAGGUGGAACAGCUCCCCUUGGGGCUGCCUUGGUUUGUUAUCCACAUAGGACCCCAUGCAGGAGGAAAGUAGGUGACUGUGUAGGGAACCUUGCCCCUUGCAGGAUUUCAAGCCAGGGAAGGGGGUUUUGUGAUACUGCUCCCCAGGGGCAAUGCAGACAGCCUGGCUUUGUCUUCCAGCCUAUUUUGACUGAAACCUUGGGCUUUGCCUGGGCUUGUCUGGCCUAAAGUGACUGACGUAUCUCUGC